Molecule: messenger RNA, 1023 nt
Organism: Penicillium coprophilum
Lineage: Eukaryota; Fungi; Ascomycota; Eurotiomycetes; Eurotiales; Aspergillaceae
Product: twinfilin
Exons: 4
Coding region: 1-1023 (340 amino acids)
Biological process (GO): actin filament depolymerization; barbed-end actin filament capping
Cellular component (GO): cytoplasm; actin filament
Molecular function (GO): actin filament binding; actin monomer binding
Source: RefSeq, a predicted model, not a curated record
AUGCAGUCAGGAAUUACAGUCUCCGCGGAGCUGCAAGAUGCAUUCACCCGCUUCAACUCCGACUCCUCAACCUUCUGCCUGCCGGUGACCAUCACAGCAGAGACCCUAACACCACUGGCCCCAAUCUCCUUCCAGGGAACUCCCUCGCCAAAUGCCUUCUUUUCAGCCCUUCCCCAGCUGUCCUCCGUCCUUCAGCCUAAAACCCCCAUCUACCUCCUCCUCCGGCGCCCAUCGAGUGCCUCAACUGCACUCAUUGCUCUGACUUACAUCCCGUCCAAUGCGCCUGUGCGAGCAAAGACGCUCUUUGCCUCGACUCGCUCGACGCUGACCCGCGAACUGGGCACGGAGAAGUUCGCUUCUACCGUCUUUGCUACCGAGGAAGACGAGAUCCUGGGUCAGGAUGCGUGGCGCGAGCGUGAUGGCGAAGGCCCCAAUGCUAUCUCUCGUGAAGAUAUGAUGGGCGAGAAGGAGAGAGAGCUGGAGGCUGUUCGCAGGGCCGAGGCCGAGGCACGGAGUGGCACUCCCGGGAGGGACAUUGGUAUCGGCGGCACUUUUGGACCCAGCACUGGCUCUGGGAUGAGGGUUUCUGUAGCGAUUGAUGAAGACGUUAAGUCUGCGCUGAGAGGUCUGCAGGAUAGUGGUUUGGUACAACUUACAGUUGACCUCCGCUCGGAGAAGAUGAUCUUGGCCGACUCACAGUCUGGAGUCGAGCCGGAUGCUGUUGCUACACACAUUUCCUCCUCUUCACCGCGGUAUUCCUUCUACCAUUACCCUGGAACCGAUGUUGUGAUCUUCGCGUACACCUGUCCCGUUGGAUCAUCGAUCAGAGAUCGUAUGCUGCAUGCCAGUUCGCGGAGGAACGCCAUCGGAGUUGCUGAGCAGGAAGGACUGAAAAUCGAGAAAAAGAUUGAGGCCUCUAGCCCUGACGAAAUCACCGGCGAUCGGCUGCAAGAGGAAGUCACCCCGUCACGAGACCAGGGUUCUACGCGAGGCUUCGCCAGACCUCGUCGCCCCGGCCGGUAA